UUAUAAAAACUUGCUUUGCAGUGUUAUAGCAGAACAGAAAUGGUUGAAUAUUACAAUUACGGCUGGUUCAAUGCAAUAUCCGGUGUAAACACAAAUGAUUAACAAACGGCUACAAUGGCUGUAGAAAUAGGAACUUCGCUACCAGCCGGGAUUUGGAUUGCUGUGAUAUCCAGCUUUAUUAAUGGAUCUACGUUUGUGCUUCAAAAGAAAGGAAUAUUGCGAGCACGUGCUAGAGGUGGUUCCUAUUUGAAAGAUGGAGUGUGGUGGGGAGGUACACUUUCAAUGAGCAUUGGCCAGAUUGGUAACUUCUUGGCCUAUAACGCAGCACCCGCUGUGAUUGUGACACCUCUAGGAGCCCUGGGUGUGCUGUUUGGGGCUGUGUUGGCUUCCUUUAUUCUUCAGGAGCAUCUGAAUAUCCUGGGAAAACUUGGCUGUGUGCUAUGUUGUUGUGGCUCAAUCGUGCUUAUCAUUCAUUCCCCGAAGUCAGAGAGUGUGACAUCUAGAGUGGAGCUGGAGGAGAGAUUGUCAGAUCCAGUGUUUCUAACAUAUGCCUCCUUGGUGGUCCUGCUGCUGGUUGUACUGAUUGGGUGGAUUGCCCCCAUACAUGGCACGUCUAACAUCAUGGUGUAUGUAACCAUAUGCUCUCUCCUUGGAAGCUUCACGGUGCCCUGUAGCAAAGGCCUAGGUCUGGCCGCUCAGGACGCCUUUAGCGAGGGGCCCUCAAGUAGCAGGGCCCUUGUUCUCUUUGCGUGUUUACUGGGAACGUUGGCGGUCAGCAUCCUCAUCCAGUUCACUUUCAUCAACAAGGCCCUGGAAAACUUCAGCUCCAAUAUAUUCGAAGCUAUAUACUACGUGACGUUCACGUCGACCGUGAUAGUUGCCUCUGCGAUUCUCUUCAAGGAAUGGACAGCAGUUGGUGUAGUGGACUGUUUCGGCAUACUGUGUGGUCUCACGACAGUGUCAGUAGGGGUCCUUCUACUUAGAAUAGAUCAGGGGGCUAUGCUCACCUGGAAGCAAUCAGGGGGAAGAGCAAAAGUGGACUGAUGUGGGUUUGAAUCUAAUUCACACCAGAAUUUCAAAUAAAAGAUCCAUCCAUUUUCUUCUGCUUAUCCAGGUCCAGGUUGCAAUAGCAGCAGGUUUAACAAGGUAUUCAAUAAGUCCCUCAAGCCUUGCAAAAAAAAAAAGAAGAAAAAAAAGUUAUGUUAUUUGUAAAAUGUGACGUACUUACAUGAUUCCACAAUGAAGCAGUGUACUUGAUUGUUCCAUUGCUUUUUCACCUAAUACGGAACUGUUUAACUGUGUCCAAUUUCCUUACCUUACCUGCAGUUUUGGUACUGUAUUAACCAACCAAAAAUAAAAUGCAGUUUAAAGCUUCUUAA
Messenger RNA from Osmerus eperlanus (European smelt), 1379 nucleotides. RefSeq names its product NIPA magnesium transporter 1 (gene nipa1). Gene Ontology annotation, biological process: magnesium ion transport. Bases 115 to 1044 code for a protein of 309 amino acids. The transcript is spliced from 5 exons. Gene Ontology annotation, molecular function: magnesium ion transmembrane transporter activity. Lineage: Eukaryota; Metazoa; Chordata; Actinopteri; Osmeriformes; Osmeridae. Gene Ontology annotation, cellular component: membrane. The record is from RefSeq and is a predicted model, not a curated record.